Messenger RNA from Acanthoscelides obtectus, 1129 nucleotides. Lineage: Eukaryota; Metazoa; Arthropoda; Insecta; Coleoptera; Chrysomelidae. The record is from the annotation of a GenBank genome assembly.
AUGUCGCAGGUCAGUGUCGUCCAGUUCAACAACAUCCUGCAACAGACAGACAGACAGAUCAUCGUCCUGCGAAAACCUCCCGAAAUCCUGCCUCGACCUAAGGAGUUCCCUAAGCAGGACGUACUCAUCACGAACACCGCGAGGAAGAAGAAAUCCAAGGAGGCCAAGUCGCAGCCUCAACCGAUAGCGGUUGCCAGAAGGAACGCCAGAGAGAGAAACAGAGUGAAACAAGUGAACAACGGUUUCGCGACGUUACGUCAGCACAUCCCGAACUUUGUGGUGGCCGCGUUCGAGAAUACGCACGGCAGAGGUGCUAACAAGAAAUUUAGCAAAGUCGAAACGCUUCGUAUGGCUGUCGAGUAUAUACGCAGUCUGGAGGAGUUACUCAACAUGGACACCGAGCACGCAUCGGAACUAUCGUACCCGUCACCUUGCUCUUCAGUCUCGCCUAGUCACCCGCAAGGUACCCUCCUCUAUUCGUACCGAAUGUCGCCUUCGAUCGAGGACGAUGACGUGUCCUCGACAGCGACGCCUCCUCCAGACCAGUUCAUCAAACUGAACUCUGCCGACGGCUAUACGAUCAUCCCCGGCGAUCUCUACGAAGACCACGAGAAUCUGGAUCCGAUGAUCGUGAACGAAGAGCUCCUUUCCGAUCCAAACCUGUUGGACUUCAGCGAAACCUCGCAGGAUCUGAGUUACCUCAACUCAAUGCACGCCAGUGACUCGCUAUCUCCGGGAUUUUACAGCGAGAGCUCGGCGUCUCCGAACGCGGCGAAGAGUCCGGAUUCGGAGGUCAGGAUCAAGAGCGAGCAACAGGAGUUGCCGGUGUUGACGUUGAAGACUGAGAAUGGUAUGGAGGGGGGGAAGGAGAAUAUGGUUACGGUGAUGCAGUGGUGGGAGGGUCAGCCGCAUGACGAGGAAAGAUGCUCUUACAAUGAUCUCAGACUCUAAGGGAUGCAAUCAAGCUACCCUCGAGUGCGAAUCCUAGUGCCUUGGUGAAACAUAAACUGUGCCAGUAAUAUAAAGAAGGGUAAAAUUAACUAUUAUUUAUUUGAAUUUGUAAUGUUAUGUAUUUAUUGAUUGGAAUUUCGAGUAGUUUUAAUCUUAUUGUACUAUGAAUAUGACGAUA